Messenger RNA from Myxocyprinus asiaticus (Chinese sucker), 1506 nucleotides. Its product is annotated as ankyrin repeat domain-containing protein 1-like. The record is from RefSeq and is a predicted model, not a curated record. Gene Ontology annotation, molecular function: protein binding. The transcript is spliced from 9 exons. NCBI's taxonomy places the organism in Eukaryota, Metazoa, Chordata, Actinopteri, Cypriniformes, Catostomidae. Bases 1 to 909 code for a protein of 302 amino acids.
AUGGGACUGCUGCGUGUUGAAGAGCUGGUCACUGGGAAGAGAGGGGAGGGCAAGUGGGCGGGAGAUGCCUGUACAGAGCUGUUUGCUUCAGGAGAAUAUGAGACCACCAUAAUUCAGGAGAAGCAGGAUGGCCACCAGGAGCUGAAUGCUACCACCAAGAAUGACAUCAAACAGAAUGAACACAACAUCAAACUCAAUGUUGACCAGUCAGGGCAGCUAAAACUAGAAACUGUUGAAGACCUCUUCAACAUUCUGGAGCUGAGGAAGAGAAGAAAGGAAAGGAAGAUUGCAGAACCAAAGAAAAAGCCAGAACCUGACAUCCUGCCUGAGACAGUGGACCAGCGUUUGUUUCUAAAGGCUGUCACAGAGAAUAAACUGGCUGUGGUUGAGAAAUAUUUGUCAGAUGGUGGAGACCCCAAUGCCUGUGAUCAUUUUAAGCGCUCCGCUCUGCAUAAAGCCCGUGCACAAGGUCACACAGAGAUUAUGAAAAAGCUCCUGGAGUGUGGAGCAUCCAUGGAGCACAAAGACAAGCUAAAUGCCACAGCUGUGCACUGGGCUUGCAGAGGUGGAAGCCUGCCUGCACUGGAGCUGCUACUUAAUGAAGGAGCCAAUUUCAACUCCAGAGACAAGCUAAGUAGCACUCCCCUUCAUGUUGCAGUUCGGACAGGACAUUACGAGUGUUCCGAGCAUCUCAUUCACUGCGGAGCUGAUGUAAAUGCUAAAGAUAGGGAUGGAGACACACCCAUGCACGAUGCAGUGAGGAUCAAUAGAUUUAAAAUUAUAAGACUGUUGAUGAUCUAUGGAGCCAGUCUUGAUGCCAAAAACAAUGAUGGAAAGACACCAAUAGAGACUCUGCUUUCAUGGCAAAAAGGAGUGAAAAAUAUCCUGAAUGAGGAGGCAGCACCAUAACUUUUUAUCAUCCUUCCUGCUGAACAAGUGUCAUAAAAAGUUCCUUCCUUCCUUCCUUCCUUCUUUCCUUCCUGUUAAAAUGUAAAGACUGAGCAGUGCUUUGCAAUUUACAUUAUGGCAGAUAAUGGCAAUGAUGAUGCUAAUUGCUGGCAAUAGAGUGUCUGUUACACUGAUAUGUGUAAAUAUUACUUUCCCUGUUAUUAAGAUCAUGAGAGAAUGGAAUCCUCAGCGAGUGGCACAAAAACAUGUGCCAACAUUGGUUGUGUGUUGGAUCAGUGUAUUUAUUUAACAUUAAUUUGAUUGAAUUUAUAACUUAAGUGAAUGCAUUUGAAUGUCCAUGGCUGUGUUUGAUCUACUGAGAGGCUUUGUGCUGCAAAUGUCUAGACAGAUCAGAUACCGAACUAUUAAUGUACAGAACAGAAAUGGAACAGAAUGUGAAUGCAGGUCUGAGAAUGUUUGAGAAGUUUACUAUGACAAAUAUUAUUAUUGUAAUUGUUUUGUAUUUAUGGACUUAAAUUGAGAAACACUCUGGAAUCCCUUACUGAAUGUGCAUUGGUAAAAUGCUUUAAGACAAACUGUGUUUUGUACUUUUUUGCU